Molecule: messenger RNA, 168 nt
Organism: Aspergillus ibericus CBS 121593
Lineage: Eukaryota; Fungi; Ascomycota; Eurotiomycetes; Eurotiales; Aspergillaceae
Exons: 1
Source: RefSeq, a predicted model, not a curated record
CUAUUUUUUUAUAUUAAAAAAAAUAAUAGUUUAUAUCUUUAUAUAAACUAUAGGAGUUUAAAUAAAGUUUUUAUAAAAAAUUAUUUUUUUUUAUUUUUUAUUUCGGAAAUUCUUGACAGGGUUUCAAGUAAUAAAUAUUUUUUAAAAAUUAAUAUUAAAAAUAUUUAA